AUGCCGCGGCCCUCCGCCUCCGAAACCGCCUCCCGCUUCGCCGCCCACUGGGUCGCCGACGCCCUCGCCGCCGACGAUGCCCUCGACUUCUCCUCCCUUAUGGCGCUGCUGGACGCCACGCCGGAGUCCCUCGCCGGCGCCCCGGCGUCCGUGUCGGAGUGGGUGGCUCUCCGGUGCCUGCAGGAGCUCUCUGCUGCCACCUCCACCGGGGAUGGGCCCACGGCGUCGCGGGCGCCGGCGGGGGUGCUUAGGGUUGACAUCACUCGCUCUUGCGAGGACUUGCUGCUUCAGAUCAUUGGGAAGGUCGGAACCUCGGGAAGUUUGAGGAAGGAUAUGCUUCCAGCUUUUAGUCAAGAUAUCCAAAACAUUAUAUGCAUCAAGAAGCCUAGAUUACCAGAAACAUGUUUUGAGUUGCUCAGAGAAGUGGACCCAGAAAUUGCUUGCAUGGCCUUACCUUCCCCAUUGGAGCAGAAUGGUGACAACUCACAUGAUCGUUUAAAUAUAGAGGAGCCUCGAUUGCCUACAGAUAAUGCUAUACAUCUGGUAGAAGACUUGGCAAAUUUAGCCGAUCAGACAUACAAAGAAAAUAUCAUGAAGGAAUUAAGUGAACCAACUUCUGAUCUUCAGCAACCAUGUAUAUCAGACACCAUAAUUCCACGGGUGGAUAGCAACAAAACUCAUCCGAGUUCUCCACAAAAUGACCGUGGUGAGAAAGCAAACCAAGAUCUUGAGUAUGAAGGUACAAGCAUUCAGCGAGUGGAAAAGGAUUCAGUUCAUGAGAAACUGGCUCCGCGCGAUGGCAGCGUUUUACCUUCUGUAAGUUGCAAUGAUGCUAUUCAAGGAGAUAAAUCAGAAACCAACCAUCUGUUAGGGAAAAGUAAAGAACAUGCAGCGUUAUAUGAACAGCCGAAUAAUGGUAACUGUCACCUGAAAGUCUGUUGUGCCGACAAAGUUAAUCAAUCUAUAUGUAGAGAUGGCGGCAGUCUUGAAAAGAAUAUUGCGGCCAUUGGGGGCCUGAGUGCGCACAGUGCUUCAGGGCCUUGCAGCUGGAGUGUAACCUUGCAUAAUAGAAUUUCAGAGGGCAAUUAUUUAUCCGAGCAGAAUAAUGCGAAGAGAACCACUGAUGUUCAGAAACUCAGUUGCAGUAUACCUGCCCCAAUCCCUCCUCGGGAUGGGGAUGGAAGAAGAGCAAAACAAAUAUCAAACAAGGAAACUCUUGCAAACACUGUGGUGGAAACAUCACACGCCCACUCCUCAGAUGAUAGUUUAAGUGGUUCUGCCGACGAAAUGUCAUUCUGUAUCAAGGAUCAAGGCACAAAUAGCUCGCCCAGGGGCUGUUCAGAAAAAGAUUUGUGCAUUAAAUGCGGCAAAUAUGGUCAGUUGCUGAAAUGUAGCAGCUGCUUGUUAGCCGCUCACAAGAGUUGUUUUGGUCCAUCGGUGACUUUUGUAGACUCUGGCAAGUUUUGUUGCCCAGUAUGCUUCUAUACUAAAGCUACUGAAGCAUAUAAAGAAGCAAAGAAAACAUAUUGUGAAGCUAGGAAGAACCUUGCUGCUUUCCUUGGCUCACAGCAAUUGAUCAAUCAACACGACGAACAACUGCCUGAAGUGCUGCCAAGAGUUUCCCCCAGCAAGGGUCAUUUGAAUGGGUGCAAUUUGGUGAAACGGAAAAAUAGCCAGCAAAUUGAUAUGCAUAGGCUUGCUUGUUUAGAUGAAAAGGCUGAUCAGCACAGAAAGAAACAGAAAACAAAUGCUACAGUUGAUGCUUGUCAUGAGAAAGCAGUCACUGGAAAGGCUCCUUCUGAUGCACAGAAAGAGCAAGAAGUGGAAAUCACAGAAACUCGUGAAGAAUCUGGCAACAAGAAUUCAUGUGACAGAAUGAGAAUUACAUCUCAUGAAAAAUGCGGCCCUUCUGCUACAAAUCAGGAACUUAAGGCUGACAAAGAGGAUAGUCUUAAAAAUUGUAACCAAGGUGAUGGUGAAACAGAAGCUAUAUCUUCAAAAAGUGAUAUGCAUAGGCUUGCUUGUUCAGAUGAAAAGGCUGAUCAGCACAGAAAGAAACAGAAAACAAAUGCUACAGUUGAUGCUUGUCAUGAGAAAGCAGUCACUGGACAGGCUCCUUCUGAUGUACAGAAAGAGCAAGAAGUGGAAAUCACAGAAACUCAUGAAGAAUCUGGCAACAAGAAUUCAUGUGACGGAAUGAGAAUUACAUCUCAUGAAAAAUGCGGCCCUUCUGCUACAAAUCAGGGAUGUAAGGCUGACAAAGAGGAUAGUCUUAAAAAUUGUAACCAAGGUGAUGGUGAAACAGAAGCUAUAUCUUCAAAAAGUGAUAUGCAUAGGCUUGCUUGUUCAGAUGAAAAGGCUGAUCAGCACAGAAAGAAACAGAAAACAAAUGCUACAGUUGAUGCUUGUCAUGAGAAAGCAGUCACUGGAAAGGCUCCUUCUGAUGCACAGAAAGAGCAAGAAGUGGAAAUCACAGAAACUCGUGAAGAAUCUGGCAACGAGAAUUCAUGUGACGGAAUGAGAAUUGCAUCUCAUGAAAAAUGCGGCCCUUCUGCUACAAAUCAGGAACGCAAGGCUGACAAAGAGGAUAGUCUUAAAAAUUAUAACCAAGGUUAUGGUGAAACAGAAGCUAUAUCUUCAAAUGACUCUGGCCAGCGAUCAUUACUCCCUUUGCGUAACAGGAGACACCACGAAGCAAGAUUGCAAGAAAGGGAGACACCUGUAUCAUGUAAUUCAGGAAAAGCUACUGUGCAGCAGGGUCAACACAUGCCUUCACCAUCAAGAAAAAGAAAAUAUGCAUAUCCAAUCAACCAUCGUUCCGAUAUGGUCGCACCAACUGGAAGGCGCUCGAAGCUCUCUUGGACGGAUGAAGAAGUAGCAGCUUUGAGGGAAGCAAUGGAGAAAUUUAACCCACGAGACAACAGGCCAGUUCCAUGGGUUCAAAUACUAGAAUACGGUAGGGAUGUGUUUCACCGUGCACGCCUCCCAUGUGACUUGAGGGUCAAAUGGAGGAAUAUGAUGAAGAAAACAGGUUCCUGACACUGGCAAGAUUAUGUCUUUUGUAGCCAUAUUCUCAUGUUGUUUGGCAGUGGCUCCUCCCAGUUCUUUUCGGAGACAUGUCUGUCAUUGUGAUAGUUAUUCACACUUGUUACUGUUUCGUGCACGGACUAAACAUGUUUAUAUCUCCCAGAUUU
Messenger RNA from Lolium rigidum, 3194 nucleotides. RefSeq lists its product as uncharacterized. The transcript has 7 exons. Lineage: Eukaryota; Viridiplantae; Streptophyta; Magnoliopsida; Poales; Poaceae. Bases 1 to 3039 code for a protein of 1012 amino acids. The record is from RefSeq and is a predicted model, not a curated record.